UUCUACAGUCGUCUUCUCUUUCCAAUUCCACAACUCCCAUCCCUCUCCAGACGCUUCUCCCCUCCCCCUUUUCUCUCCCUCCUCCCGCCGCCCCGUGCCCCCAAACAACACAACAAACGCGAGCACGAGCACAAUCGAUCGAAAGCGGCAGAGCUCGAACAAGGAAAGAAGGCAGGGGAGGAGAAAGAAACAACCAUGGGGAUGGACUACUACAAGAUCCUGGGAGUGGAGAAGGCGGCCGGCGACGACGACCUCAAGAAGGCCUACCGCAAGCUGGCCAUGAAGUGGCACCCGGACAAGAACCCCAACAACAAGAAGGAGGCCGAGAACAAGUUCAAGCAGAUCUCCGAGGCCUACGAGGUGCUGAGCGACCCGCAGAAGCGCGCGGUGUACGACCAGUACGGCGAGGAAGGGCUCAAGGGGCAGGUGCCGCCGCCGGGCGCGGGCGGGGCCGGGCCCGGAGGCGCCACGUUCUUCUCCACCGGCGGCGACGGGCCGACCACCUUCCGGUUCAACCCGCGCAACGCCGAGGACAUCUUCGCCGAGUUCUUCGGCUCGUCCAGCCCGUUCGGCGGCAUGGGAGGAGGGCAUCCCGGCAUGCGGACGGGCGGCAUGAGGUUCUCGUCGUCCAUGUUCGGGGGCGACGAUGUCUUCAGCUCGGCGUUCGGCGGCGGCGCUGACGGGCACCCGGGGAUGAUGGGGAUGCACGCCGGCGGCGGGAGGGCGAUGAAGACGGCGCCGAUCGAGAGGAAGCUUCCGUGCACGCUGGAGGAGCUCUACAAGGGGACUACCAAGAAGAUGAAGAUCUCCAGGGAGAUUGCUGACGCCAGUGGGAAAACGAUCCCAGUGGAGGAGAUCCUGACGAUAACCGUGAAGCCCGGGUGGAAGAAGGGCACCAAGAUCACCUUCCCGGAGAAAGGCAACGAGCAGCCCAACAUGAUCCCGGCGGACCUCGUGUUCAUCAUCGACGAGAAGCCGCACCCGGUGUACACCCGGGACGGCAACGACCUCGUCGCGACGCAGAAGAUCCCCCUCGCCGAGGCCCUCACCGGCCACACCGUGCACCUGACGACGCUGGACGGCCGCAGCAUCACCGUGCCGAUCAGCUCCGUGAUCCACCCGGGGUACGAGGAGGUGGUCCGUGGCGAGGGCAUGCCGCUGCCCAAGGACCCGUCCAAGAAGGGCAACUUGAGGGUGAAGUUUGACAUCAAGUUCCCGGCCAGGCUCACGGCCGACCAGAAGACCGGCGUGAAGAGGCUCCUAGGGCAGUAGGGCGAGUGCAGAGGAACGCUUCUUGGGGUUGUGUGUGUGAUGAUGCCCGGCGGCGAUCGGAGGUGUGCCUUUUGCAGCAUCUGUGGCGAACAAAUUCCGGGAUCCUGGAUUAGAUGAUGCUGAUGAAGAGGCCCUCCGGUGUGUGGGAAGUGUAGUAGAUUGUUAUACGGUUUUACACUUUGGGAGCUGGGUAUUCAUUUGUAAAAUCUUGAGGGUUGGAAUCUUUCAUUCAGCGACUCGUGUUGCUUGAAGAGCUGUUAAAACACGACAAAUAACUAAGCGUUACUUUUGUGCCUAGUGUCAUGAAUAAUAGUAGAUGCUGAAAUGGAUU
This is a messenger RNA of Brachypodium distachyon (stiff brome), 1603 nucleotides long. RefSeq names its product dnaJ homolog subfamily B member 4. The record is from RefSeq and is a predicted model, not a curated record. The transcript has 3 exons. Gene Ontology annotation, cellular component: cytosol. Gene Ontology annotation, molecular function: protein-folding chaperone binding. Lineage: Eukaryota; Viridiplantae; Streptophyta; Magnoliopsida; Poales; Poaceae. Bases 196 to 1272 code for a protein of 358 amino acids.